AUGGGCCUCGCGGCGGCGGUUCUCUUCGGGUUGCAGGUCCUGGCGGGGUGGAUUGCGCUGCAGUGCGCGCUGGACCGGGUGGGGGAGCGGGUUGCGCGGGUGCGGCCUGUGGUCGCGGCCAUGAAAGUCAUCGACAACUUCGCACUGGUCGCGGGGACGACGUUGUGCGCGCUGCUUGUGCUGCUGCCGUCGUUCGUCUUCGUGGUGCUCGAGGUCUUCCGCUUUGUGCAGGUGCGCAGCCGUGGGGACGGGAAUGACUCGCGGGAUGAGCAGCGUGGGGGAGAUCCGAGCAAGACCAUCACAGCGCAUAUGGAGCGCGUCGUGGGUAUUGUGGAUGAGCUGGAUGCAAUGGGUGAGAGGAUGAGACAGGCGGCGCUGAGUCUGAAUCUGGGCGAGGCCCAGGUGAUCGAAGAGAAGUAUGAGGCGGUUGCCACGGCCGAAACGAAGGCGGCGAUACUCUCCCAAACAUGCGGCAAUGUCCUGCUCGCUGUCUGCCGGCACAGCGAGACUAUGGAGAAACUGUAUUCUGCAAUGUCACCGGAGGAGGUUGAUGAUCUUAUAUACUGCGACUGUGAUGAGUUUGAGGUCCGCGCCGAAAAGGUUAUAUCCCUCAUCCAGAUCCUGAAAGAAUGCAUGGAGCGCCAAACAGACCUUGUGAAGACGGUGGAUGAUUUAUACCCAAUGAUUCCAACUGUUCCUGUCGGUGUCACCAGCCCAACUUCCCACUCAGCCCUCAAGCCUAUCGACAGCCCGAUGAUUGGAACAACACGUGGUUGUAUCGAAGACGAAAUUGACGACAGCGGUUUCAUGGAAGACUGA
Paraphaeosphaeria sporulosa is the source of this 819-nucleotide messenger RNA. RefSeq lists its product as uncharacterized. The transcript is spliced from 4 exons. NCBI's taxonomy places the organism in Eukaryota, Fungi, Ascomycota, Dothideomycetes, Pleosporales, Didymosphaeriaceae. The record is from RefSeq and is a predicted model, not a curated record. Bases 1 to 819 code for a protein of 272 amino acids.